CUGUACUGUACCUGUGUUUAUAAAGUGAUAGGGGAAAAAUAAAUAAAUAAAAUACCUAUGAUCAUUAUUAAAUGGCUAUUAGUAAAACUAGUACAGUAUAAUAGCAGUACAGUAUACUGUACAGUAGAACGUCAAUUUAAAGCAAUUCAAUUUAAGAUUAUUGAUUUAAAGCGACACCCACAAUUUGGGACAAUGUUUUAAUUUAAAGAGAAUCUUUCCUAUUUUGCGUCAGUCAAUCUGGCGCAUCAUAUUUUAAAUUUAGCGCAUAAUGUUUCCCACCAGACGCUACACGGCUGCCCGCCACCCUCCCACAUCCUCACACAUCCUCAGUUCUCACACUGACGCUCUAGUGAACAGACAUAUUGUGUGACACUAUCUCCUUCUACCACGUGCAUCAACCAUCACCACUAUGUCCAAGAGGCCAGCUACUACAUCAUUAACUACCCCAAAGACCAAGAAAUCAAGGCAAAUAAUUACACUGGAGCAUAAAAUCAAAGAGCUGGAAGCACUGUAGCGUGGAAAUAGUUCUUCAGGUGUGGGACGUCAAUUUGGACUGUCGGAGAGCUCUGUCCGCACUAUAAAGCUCAACGAGAAGAAAAUUAGAGCAGCCAAUGCUUCACCAGAUGUUGCCAAGGGUAAACUCCACCUGAAGAGUGCUAUAUAUGUUGAGAUGGAAGAAGCACUGAAGUUAUGAGUAGAAGACAUGCAGCACCGAAAACUUCCUCUCACUGGCCCCAUGCUGCAAAACCAAGCCUACGAUAUACAGUCUUGGAUACUUGAAAAGGAAGGGAAGUCCAUCAAAGACAGUAAGUUCACAGAGAGUACAGGCUGGCUGUACAAAUUUAUCAAAAGGACGGGGCUACGGAAUGUGACGCUUUCAGGUGAAGCUGCAUCUACCGAUGCGGAGGCGGCCGAGGAUAUGAAGAAAGUUAUGAAGGAUAGUGUUAGAAAAUGGUGAUUCUCCUUGCCAAGUGUGGAAUUGUGAUGAAACUGGACUGUAUUGGAAAAGAAUGCCCAAGAAAACCUAUCUAAUGAAGAGUGAAUAAAAAGCACCAGGGUUUAAGGUCAGCAAGGACAGACUGACGAUUCUCCUCAUGGCGAACGCAUCAGGCACCACACGAAUGAAGCCACACGUCAUCCACCACUCAGCUAGACCUACUGCCUUGAAAAAUGUGCACAUCCCGAAAUUUCCUGCAAUUUGGCGAUCAAACAAGAAGGCGUGGACGACUUCUGGUAUUUUUGAUGGAUGGUACAUCAGCUAUGCCACCCUAUUCAACAAAAGUGUUUAAAAAAAAUUUAACCUUAGCAACAAGGCCUUGGUUCUCAUGGACAACGCAUCUUACCACUUCAAACACCUGUGCAGUGUGAAUAAUGACGUAAACUUGACCUUCUUCCCUCCAAAUGUGACUUCACUUAUUCAGCCACUAGAUCAAGGUGUUAUUGCCUUGUUCAAGAGAUAUUAUCUCAAGAAUACAUGAGGCAAAUGGCUGAGGCUAUGAACACGGACAACAAUAUGACUGCAGCAACGUUUUGGAAGAGCUACACCAUCAAAAAUGCCAUAGCUAACAUCACACUUGCGUGGAAAAGUGUGCCAGAAACUGCACUAAAUUGAGUGUGGCGUAAUCUGUGGCCUGAGGUAGUCCAUGAUUCCAAGGGCUUUGGUGAAGGCAAGGACGUGAAAGACAUUAUGAAGCUCGUUAAGGAAGUGAGAGGUGAUUUAGGAUUUCUAGGAAUUCAAGAAGAGGAUAUGACUGAACUGCUUGUUAGCAUGGAGGAUCCUCUCACCUCUGAAGAAGUCUUGGAGAUGGUGGAGAUGGCGAAAAACACGAGGAAGAAGAGGAAGCGACAUAAGCCCCACACAGUGGGGAAGGAACUGACAAUUCCUAAGCUGAGGGAGUUUAUGCAGCACGUCACUUCUGCCACCCAGUCUGCACUGCAACAUGACCCUGAUAUGGAGCACAAUAUGCAAGUGGUGGAGGCGUUGAAUCGGGCUGCAUCUACGUACUCUCAGCUGCUAGAUCAACUGAUUAUGGCCCAGCAACAGAAGAAAAUCACCUCAUUCUUCCGUCCAUUAUCCUCAUCAGCUCCUGAGGUAGCUGGCCCAUCUACGUCUGGGCAGACACGGCCGUCAUCCAGUGCUUCCUGCGUGUCAGAUGUGUCAACAGCCACACCACUAGACAGUGAUGUGGAUGAUGAGCUGGUCGAGUUGGGCUCUGCAUCUUCAGAGGAUGACUUGCCUUACUAAAGUUGAGUGAAAAUCUAUUUUUGAUAACAAAGUAAUUAAAAAAUAAAUUAAAAGGAAAGUUUAAAUGCUGUGUGAGUCAUGCGGGUGGAGAGCGGCACCAGUGCCACCACCCUCCCCCAUCAGCUGAUCGCUAGUAAACAGACCAUUUCGCAUCCCGUAAUUUUAGCUGUGUUGAUUUAUAAGUGUUUGUUUUAGCAUAAUACAACA
Messenger RNA from Homarus americanus (American lobster), 2452 nucleotides. RefSeq lists its product as uncharacterized. Lineage: Eukaryota; Metazoa; Arthropoda; Malacostraca; Decapoda; Nephropidae. The transcript is spliced from 2 exons. The record is from RefSeq and is a predicted model, not a curated record. The coding region runs from base 1688 to 2245 and encodes 185 amino acids.